GAUUGUUUUACUCUUUGUGGGAUAACAUCAGAAGGGUUUGUCUGGGCGAACCAAUCAGGUCCCUCCCUGCCAUAGAUCGGUGCUAUAAUACAUAGCAGUAAAAGCGGUCUGCUCGCACAAGCGGCUGUAGCUCGACUACGCAGAGAUUCCGUGGCUAAUUUUCUCACUUUUUACCCACGCAGCAACGUCUUUCCUUCGAUGUGUUCCGUUAUUAUUUUAAAGAGGCGUUCAUUUCCGCACCUGCCACGGUAGUGAUCGGGGGGCACCGGUAGCCUACAGACGAACUAGAAGAAGAGGAGACAAGGACAUUGUGGAAGCAGCGGAGCGAGAGGCAGGAGAGACAUAGAAACCGCCGCCGGUUGACAACAUACUGAGAGGCUCCGAGUAAUUUAGAUUUUAUGGACGAAAUGCUGCUGUUGACAAGAAUCGUUCUGGUCGGGUUGAUCUCCUUGUCCUUGGUGUCCUCUGGGAUGGGUUGUGGACCGGGCAGGGGCUACGGGAGGAGAAAACAUCCGAAGAAGCUGACACCUCUUGCGUACAAGCAGUUCAUCCCAAACGUCGCGGAGAAGACCCUGGGGGCCAGUGGCAGAUAUGAAGGGAAGAUCACACGGAACUCCGAGCGAUUUAAAGAACUGACUCCCAAUUACAAUACUGACAUUAUCUUCAAGGAUGAAGAGAACACCGGUGCGGACAGGCUCAUGACUCAGAGAUGUAAAGACAAGCUGAAUUCCCUGGCUAUCUCCGUCAUGAAUCAGUGGCCAGGGGUCAAGCUCCGCGUCACCGAGGGCUGGGACGAGGAUGGGCACCAUUUCGAAGAGUCCCUACACUACGAGGGAAGGGCAGUGGAUAUCACGACCUCCGAUAGAGACAAGAGCAAAUACGGCACGCUGUCCAGACUUGCAGUGGAGGCUGGAUUCGACUGGGUCUACUACGAGUCCAAGGCCCACAUCCACUGUUCUGUCAAAGCAGAAAACUCAGUUGCUGCCAAAUCAGGAGGCUGUUUCCCAGGCACCGCUUCGGUAACUCUCAAAGGUGGAAGCAGGAAGGCAGUGAAAGACCUCAGAGUUGGCGACAAAGUGCUGGCAGCCAACAGUGAUGGGAACCUCGCAUAUAGCGACUUCAUCAUGUUCGUGGACCAGGACUCUGCAACCAGAAGAGUGUUUUAUGUGCUAGAGACUAAAGAACCAGCCCAGAAAAUCAUCCUUACUGCUGCACAUAUGCUCUUUGUGGUCAACAACUCAACGGAUGAUCUCCACAGCAUGUCAGCAGUAUUUGCGAGCAAAGUCAAACCUGGACAAAAGGUGGUCGUCUUUGAUGAUUUGCAUAACCAACUGAAGUCGGUCACCGUGGAACGGAUUUACACGGAGGAGCACGAGGGGUCAUUUGCGCCUGUGACGGUUCAAGGAACCAUCGUGGUAGAUCAGGUGCUUGCGUCAUGUUACGCGGUAAUUGAAGACCACAAUCUAGCGCACCUGGCGUUUGCACCUGUCAGAAUGAGCUACUGGCUGUCCUCGUUGCUAUCCCCGAAAGACUACUCCAUGCCCAACGCCACCUUACACGAGGACGGAGUGCACUGGUACUCCAAGAUUCUAUAUCAAUUAGGAACGUGGCUCUUGGAUAGCCACGCGCUUCACCCACUGGGGAUGUCAAUAAACUCAAGUUGAAACCUCAUAUGGAAAAUCAAAAUGAGACUAAUGUAGAACAAUAAACAAUAGUAGAAUAAAAAAGACAGGCCCCAGCGGAGUUGGGAUAUUUAUUUCAGUGACUUUUACAUGUGUCCCUUUCAAAGAAUGAAUGGAGCCUUAAAAGUUUUAUUUGAAUAAUUUAUUCUCAUGUGAACUAACUGGUAUCACACGGAUGGAUUCUAAAACUGUGUGACCAGCAAAUUGUGCAGAAUCUAUUUUUGUAUAUCUCAAGUAAACCGCAAAGAAAAAGAAGACCAUGUAAAAAGCAGCAAACGUCUUGACAGGUUGCAAUGUUCUGUGCAUAUCAUGUGCAACUGACUGUUAUAUUUUGGGGAUAAACAAACUUCGUGGGGGUCCAUAAAUUAUAUUUUUAUACACAGAAUUGUAAAUUAGAUUUUGACAGAUCGUUACCGAAUCACAUUUCGUUAUUUGAAAUAGUGUAAGAUACGAGAAUAUAUUUUAAUUUAAAUAGUUGGGAAACGACUUGGAAAUCUUGUACUGUUUUGUUUAUUAAGAAUUCUAUUAUGUUGGAAACGUUUCGUUUAAGUUGUCAGAGUGGGACAGAUAUUCUGCCUCAUGUAUAUUUCCUCUGCUUUUGUUGUAUUUCUUUGAGAAAAUGUGAAAUGCACAUUCUGACAAUUCAGUAACAGUAUAAGUAGUAGCCUAUAGAAAAAAAAAACGUUUCGUUGAAUAAAUGAAUAAGUAACUCCUGUAAAUUUACUAAAAUGUAUUUUUCCUUUCAUAUUUUGUAAUAGGGAAAUAGUUUUAUAGAAAUUACAUGCGGCAUAUGCACAGUUUGGAUAGUUUAUAGCGUUCCAGUUAACUUUCAUAACAGGGCGAUGUGUCAAAAAUGUCUAGAGUUUAUUAUUUAUAUGUUUAUUACAAAAUGAUAUAAAGAAAAUAUUCAAACCUGCA
Molecule: messenger RNA, 2600 nt
Organism: Oncorhynchus keta (chum salmon)
Lineage: Eukaryota; Metazoa; Chordata; Actinopteri; Salmoniformes; Salmonidae
Gene: shha
Product: sonic hedgehog signaling molecule a
Exons: 3
Coding region: 399-1664 (421 amino acids)
Biological process (GO): cell fate specification; regulation of gene expression; intein-mediated protein splicing
Molecular function (GO): calcium ion binding; patched binding
Source: RefSeq, a predicted model, not a curated record